AUGCCUAUGGCGGAGACCAAGCGUCAGAAUUCAGUCAAGGCGCCGGCGCAGAAGCAGUCCGGCAACGCCACAGGCUCAGGAAUGGCGGCAGCGGCAGUGCCCUUGGAGGCAGCUUUGAGCGGGGCCAUUGGUGCCCGCGUCCGUAUUACGACCGCUCAACCCACUCAGUCGACCCUGGAAGGUACUCUUUUCACCGCAUGCCCGAUCACCAACCUGGUAGCAAUCAACACAGUCCCUGCGAACAACCCCGGUGAUGCUAAACAAGCGCAAACCGGUAAUUAUCACGUCAUUCCUAUCUCCCGCAUCCAGAACUUCCAGCUUCUUGCGCUAGCCGCGCCCUCAAACUCCAACUCUUCCUCCUUCACAGAUGCGCAACCCACAAUCCAGGCCUUGGACACACGUGCGCUCAAGGCUCGUGAAGCAAAGGCGAUUGGCGAUGCAUUUGACCGCGAAGCACGUCGUGGCAAGGGUGUGACACGGGAGGCUCAAGAGCUGUUCGAUGCUUUCAGUCGCACCAUGCCAGCGCGGUGGAACGGACAUAAUAUAAUUGUCGCUGAUGCUGUCACCAUUGCUGCACCCUAUCGGAUCGAUGAUUGUCGCCCGAUUGUCGAGGGCGACACGGCUGCUCUUGCUAGAGUGCGGAAAGUGCUUGAGAUGGAGCGCAAGAAAAUUGAGCUUCGCAAUGCCAGCGCUACCAUCGGCUCUACUAGCACGUUCUCGCGCAACCCCAGCAGCCCCGGUGACCAGCGCAAGGGUGGCUAA
Messenger RNA from Penicillium brevicompactum, 762 nucleotides. RefSeq names its product anticodon-binding domain-containing protein. The record is from RefSeq and is a predicted model, not a curated record. Lineage: Eukaryota; Fungi; Ascomycota; Eurotiomycetes; Eurotiales; Aspergillaceae. The coding region runs from base 1 to 762 and encodes 253 amino acids. The transcript has 3 exons.